Molecule: messenger RNA, 1182 nt
Organism: Oncorhynchus nerka (sockeye salmon)
Lineage: Eukaryota; Metazoa; Chordata; Actinopteri; Salmoniformes; Salmonidae
Product: very long chain fatty acid elongase 4-like
Exons: 2
Biological process (GO): fatty acid elongation, polyunsaturated fatty acid; very long-chain fatty acid biosynthetic process; fatty acid elongation, monounsaturated fatty acid
Cellular component (GO): endoplasmic reticulum membrane
Molecular function (GO): fatty acid elongase activity
Source: RefSeq, a predicted model, not a curated record
CAGGGGGGUGGAGUCAGUUUUACCUAGCUACUUCUCCAUGACGUCUACACCAGGCAGCAUGCCACGUCCACACAGAUGAUCCAUUAUACUGACCAGAUACUCAAGUGGCCGCUCUAACAAUGACAAUAAAUGUAUUUAAAAAAAAAAUGGAAGGCAGUCGGAAGGAGGCAAGAUCAAGUGGGACCGAUCUAGCCAAUGAGAGGGCAGAUAUACGCGUGAAUUACAGGUAUAGAGUGUUCUAUUCGAUCAAUUAAGCCUCAUGUAUCAAAUAAGCCAUUACAGUUUUUGUUGACGAAAUUCGACACUCUCAUUGACCUCCAUAUAAAAAGUCCUUGCUUGGGGAGGGAACCCCCCAUAAACCCCCCCUGCUAGAGGAGACACAUUUUGGGCCCGGUUUAUCCCUUUCACUUCGACCUCUUCCUCUCUGUCGUCAGCGACCAUUUUGUGUCCAAUUGUUGAUGAUGAAAGGUCAAAGGUCAGGGAUCAUAUCAGGCUAUAGUCUAGUCGACAGAUUCUAGCUGACGCAUAAAACUUCCCCCCCCCUCUGGAGAGGUCAUGACCCCCUUAAGUUAUGAAAUAUAACCUGUCUGGAGAUGAUAAUCCAAAUCUUCCUGGAUGCUACUAAUGUCUCCGCCCCUGUCCCGCCCCCCUGCCCCGCCCCCGUCCCGCCCCCUUAAGUUAUGAAAUAUAACCUGUCUGGAGAUGAUUAUCCAAAUCUUCCUGGAUGCUACUAAUGUCUCCGCCCCUGUCCCGCCCCCCUGCCCCGCCCCCGCCCCCUUAAGUUAUGAAAUAUAACCUGUCUGGAGAUGAUUAUCCAAAUCUUCCUGGAUGCUACUAAUGUCUCCGCCCCCCUGCCACGCCCCCGCCCCGCCCCCUACACAGAUAGCAGCAGCGUUGUGGUGGUAUUUCGUCUCUAAAGGAGUAGAGUACCUGGACACGGUGUUCUUCAUCCUGAGGAAGAAGUUUAACCAGGUCAGCUUCCUACACGUCUACCACCACUGCUCCAUGUUCACCCUCUGGUGGAUCGGCAUCAAGUGGGUCGCUGGCGGACAGUCAUUCUUUGGUGCACACAUGAACGCAGCCAUCCAUGUCCUGAUGUAUCUGUACUAUGGGCUGGCCUCCUUUGGACCCAAGAUCCAGAAGUACCUGUGGUGGAAGAAGUACCUGACUGUCAUCCAGAUG